UUGCUUUCGGACCAGUGGGACAAAGCUCUGAAAAUAAAUAAACUAUCCAGUUUACGUUGGUUUGGAUCGGACUGUUGUGUCUCUUAGUUGAGUAGCACAUUCGGGAAUGAAAAAGCCAGAUUUCAUUCACGUUGUAGGGUGAAUUUUAUUGAAGGAUGUGCUGUAUUAAAAGUGUUGAUUAGAUUGUCUAGGUAGUAUUACUGAUACCAAAUUAUAAAAGUAUCAUCUACAUAUCUUCUGUAGGCGUGCGACUGACUGAUCAAAGGAUCGAGGAUUCUGGCAGAACUCCUACAACCUUUUAAUAUGCCAGCUGUAUUAGACUAAAAGUAGGUGAUAAAUCCAUGAUGACUUGAUGUUCAACCUCUCUUCAGGAAUAUCCGGAUUACACAGACGAUUUUCUUCCUAUGCAAAUACUUGGAAGACAACAACUGGAAUACCGACUUUCAGGUUAAAAGAAGUUCUCCUUGGAUGCACUCUGAACGUCCAAUUCACGCUGAGUGAAGUUAUUUACAAAGAACAAGAUAGUGUAACUAUGGCAUCAACACUAAAUAUUUUCUUGGUAACUUUGGAAAAUGGUCCGCUGAAAUUGACUUUUGACAGCCUUUUUCCGUUCAGAAGGUAUGUUGAUGAUACUCUUUCAUCAUUUGUGAAAAUGAAUGUGACCUAAAUAAUAUCCUAGAAGUUGUUAAUAGCUGUCACCUAGCCAUCAAACUUACAAUUAAACGAUCUCCUUUC
Messenger RNA from Trichobilharzia regenti, 735 nucleotides. Lineage: Eukaryota; Metazoa; Platyhelminthes; Trematoda; Strigeidida; Schistosomatidae. The record is from the annotation of a GenBank genome assembly.